Messenger RNA from Pyrus x bretschneideri (Chinese white pear), 1091 nucleotides. Its product is annotated as F-box protein At5g67140-like. Gene Ontology annotation, molecular function: protein binding. Gene Ontology annotation, biological process: SCF-dependent proteasomal ubiquitin-dependent protein catabolic process. The transcript has 5 exons. NCBI's taxonomy places the organism in Eukaryota, Viridiplantae, Streptophyta, Magnoliopsida, Rosales, Rosaceae. The record is from RefSeq and is a predicted model, not a curated record. Gene Ontology annotation, cellular component: SCF ubiquitin ligase complex. Bases 129 to 809 code for a protein of 226 amino acids.
UUCUCCAAUUUUACGAGUCUACGACUUUUCAAGCUUCAACGUACCACAGGCACAAACGCCGAGUCCCUCAAAAAUCUUUUCGGACCAAAUAACAAUCUUGUUUUUGUGGAGUGGAAAAACUUGGUGGGAUGGAGGGAGAGGCAGAGAUUGAUCGGUUGCCAAUAGACCUCUUGGCGCAUAUAUUUGUUCUCAUAACUUCCUUCACUGAUUUGGCCCAGGCAAGCGGUGUUUGCCGGAAAUGGAAACAGGCGGUGAAGCAGUCUUUGGGGCGGAGGGAGAGUUUGAGCUUUGCAGGUUGGAAGAUGGAUGAUGACUCCACAUCUCGUUUGCUUCGCUCUGCUUACAGCCUUAAGGAGCUCGACAUUUCAAGGAGUCGUUGGAGUUGCCAGAUAACCGACAGUGGAUUGUACAGAAUAUCUAUGGCAAAGUGUAUCAGCAACUUAACAUCAAUAUCGCUAUGGGGCAUCACAGGGAUCACAGAUAAAGGUGUUGUUCAACUGAUAUCAAGAGCUAAUUCCUUGCACCACCUGAAUAUCGGUGGCACAUUUAUCACAGAUGACUCGUUAUAUGCCAUUGCUCAUAGCUGUCCGCAUUUGAAGACUGUCAUCCUGUGGAGCUGCCGUCAUGUGACCGAGACCGGCCUCUUUGUUCUUGUAAAAUAUUGCCGCAAGCUUGAAUCCAUCAAUUUGUGGGGGACGAGAGUUCCUGUAGACUGCUUCCUUGCUUUGAUCACUAUCAGUCCAGCUCUACAGAUAAAACCGCGAGGACUGUCGUUAAAUGUGGACGCUUCUAUGUUGCCCAUUGUAUAAGCCGCCCAUUCACAGUAAGUUCUUUCGACAUUUCCGUAUAUAAUUUUCGUUCUACAGCUCAAGGCCCUCGAUGGGAGGUUGGUUGAGGUUAAAUUGUCAGCUCAAUAUCCUUGUUCUGUAUAUAAUUCACAUGAACUACCACCACCUAUAUUCUUUUGUGCAAGGUGUGAAUAAGGGUUGAAAUUCAAAACCCAAAAAGAGAUGGGACUAAAAAGUGAUUGGCAUGAUUGUUUAGAUCCGACUCCAAGUCAGAUAAUCAAGUAUAGACGAGUGAUUUCUGCA